CAGUGGCUGCGGAUAGCCAUAGCUUGUGGCUACGUGUGGCCUGCCAUGCCUUUGAAUCAUGGACACCUUGGACGAGCCGUACGAGCCUUGCAAGAAGUUUGUGAACGUGAACCGAAGGGGCGGCUUCGGCUUACGAGGGCUUCUGUGUGCCGCAAGAGUCGAGAACGAUGCAAUGGACAAGAAACAAGUCGCCCGGGCUCAAAAGGUCUUGGAUAGUGACUCUGGAGGCAAAGGGCGGAAGGCAAGUUUGAUUUACGACGUCUACAAGAAAGACAGCUCAGGAAAGAGACCACCAAGGAGCAGCGCAGACAAGAAGGUCUCCCUUCGAGAGCCCGACCCGGAGCUCGACACGCUCUGGGCGCCCGAGCGUUGCGUGUGCCGCUGCGGCUGUCGCGCGGAGCUGGGGAACGGAGAAGGCAGUCGUUGCAAGGAUUGCCGACAGAAAGGCCCGAGGCCUGCGGACAGAUCUGCGAAGGGAGAGGGCCGAGUUCCAGAUGGAGCUUCUGUGCUGAUGGUCUAUGAAUGUCUAUGAAAUAUGAUCCUGACAUAUCCUGACCAUUGACCAUUGCCACAGGCAUCAACGUUUGAUGGAGGAAAACGAAGGACAUCCAGAUCUAAGGCCAAGCAGAAGUCCGAGUUGGCAAAGAGAGCGAUGUAAGAAACGAAGACGCAAGAAGCGUCGGAAGGUGUCAGACAGCACGAGUUCUUCAGAUAGCACGAGCUCAUCCUCAAGCAAUUGAUGAACAACUUGGCCAAAUGAAUUCCCCCGAAUGUCAUCGAAUGUCGACUUCAUCGGCCCCAAGGAAAAUUUGAGGAUGGCAUUGACGUAGUUUGCCCGCUGAAGCCAGCGGAUUCCGCCCAAAAAA
Messenger RNA from Cladocopium goreaui, 866 nucleotides. The record is from the annotation of a GenBank genome assembly. NCBI's taxonomy places the organism in Eukaryota, Dinophyceae, Suessiales, Symbiodiniaceae.